Messenger RNA from Didymosphaeria variabile, 576 nucleotides. RefSeq lists its product as uncharacterized. The coding region runs from base 1 to 576 and encodes 191 amino acids. The transcript is spliced from 2 exons. The record is from RefSeq and is a predicted model, not a curated record. NCBI's taxonomy places the organism in Eukaryota, Fungi, Ascomycota, Dothideomycetes, Pleosporales, Didymosphaeriaceae.
AUGCUGCAUACCACUUGGGGGGCUCUUGAGAUCGGCAUGGAUGCUAAGAAAGGCCAGUCGAUACUCAUUCGAGGUGGCACUUCGUCUAUUGGAAUGGCGACUGCUGUCUUGGCCAAACAACUACUGAUGACGGUUUAUUCUACAACUAGGAAUGAGCGGAAGAAAGACGCACUUCAAAAAGUCGGAGUUGACCACGUCCUGAUGGAUGAUGGAAAUGUUUCUGCACAGGUCCGGGCGAUUGCUCCUGAGGGUGUCGACUGUGCGAUAGAGCUCAUUGGAACGGAUGCGUUACCGGAUACGUUGAAAGCCUGCAAGGUCAAAGGCGUCACUUGUUUCGUCGGAAUGCUAUCCAAUCAGUGGACCGUCAAGGAGUUUUACCCGAUGCUUUCCGGUUACGCCAGCGGAGUGGACCAGCUUCCAGAGCACGUGAUUCAGGAGUUUCUCGAUGCUGUAGAAGCGGGAAGAGCCGUUGUGCCGAUCGACAAGGUUUUCCAAUUUGAAGGGUUGAAAGAAGCUCAUGAGAGGAUGGAAGCCGGUUCAGCGGUGGGCAAGAUGGUGGUCCUCACGGGUACGUGA